This is a messenger RNA of Strongylocentrotus purpuratus (purple sea urchin), 2351 nucleotides long. RefSeq lists its product as uncharacterized. The transcript has 3 exons. Lineage: Eukaryota; Metazoa; Echinodermata; Echinoidea; Camarodonta; Strongylocentrotidae. The record is from RefSeq and is a predicted model, not a curated record. Bases 424 to 990 code for a protein of 188 amino acids.
UUCCUGGAACAGAUGCAGAUGGGAUAUUUGGAGGGUGCAUGAAUUAUAUGGAGGAGAAUUUAUCGGGCCGUCGCUGAGAAAGAUCAAUAAUCAACACGAAGUACAUCAUCAUCAUGUGAUUAAAGUUGCGUGCGGGAUAUGAUACGAUUUUAUUCUAUUAGUUCUACCAAAACAGUACAACUUAAGUGCAUUAUUAUUGUGUACAUCACGUGGUGUAGAUAUAUAUAUAUUGCAUGCGCGCGGAUGAUUCUAUUAGUUUAACCAAAACAGUUAUUUGUACAAACUUGGUGUUGUGUCCUGGAACAGCUAGAUGCAGAUGGGAUAUUUGGAGACUGUCUGAGUCCGAGAUUUUGAUCAAUUCAAUCUUGUUUUGCAGUAACGGGAAUUUGAACAUUUUUAUGCUUUUCUCACACGUCGAUUAAAAUGGGUUGUAAACAAUCAAAGAAUCGAUUGAGCAUUGCCGUCUGCAGCAAUUCUGGGGAAGACAGCGUGCAAGGUCUUAUCCGACAUAUCACCGAGAAUAUGCCAGACGUGGUAGAGCCAGCGGACUUGAAGUUUAUGCCUCUUCCCUACAACAUGGCAGACAUGAAGGAAUUCGAAUUCUGUGGAAUUGACGCCUUGCUUCUGUGUCAUUCUAUGGAUAUCAAGGGACCCUUUUGCUCCGAACUCGGAUCCAACUCAAUCUAUCACAAGUUCUUGUACAAGGCAAAGAGGUGCUUGGGAAAGAAAAAAGUAGCUGUCAUUGUGCACGACUACAAACUAGGUCUUUCGCUGGAAGCGCUUGAAACUUAUAGCAAAAACAACAAGUCCACAUCCAAUAUGACGUCACUGGUGCUGACACUGGGGCGACUUGCUGCAGGCGGUGGCUCGACUCAACUGACCGAUGUACAGCUGGACGAGUUCAAGUCCUUCUUUGAAGGGGCACUGUCCUGCCGCAGAAUAAUUGGAGGAGCAUUUUACAGGUUUUUCUAUCGCCUUAUCCGUCAGUAAACUUCGAUGAAGAUUGAGGCCCAUUACAUGAACGUGGGACUAAAGAGGAAAUUAUGAGCUGUAUCAUUAAUUUUAUCUUCGACCAGCCCCCUUCCAGUACACCCUACCCCGCUUGGUCGCUUCCUCCCUCCUACCCCCAUCCUUAAUGUUAUUGCCCCCUUGUAACUGUUUAUAUCUUUGUCUUUGAGGUUAUAUUGUUAUUUUAUAGUUACUACAUAGUUGGGUAGUUUUACAAGUCAUACAGUGUAGAUAGCAUAAUCCCAGGCUGUAGUGUAUAUACGCGAUGUUCCUUUCGCAUGGUAAGGGAUGUAUUUUAUGAGGUGAGGAUGUGAAAUUCGUGAAAUAAUCGGAAACGUAUCUAGGGUCCGCAAACAGGCAGACAUUGUUGAAUAUGUUGACUUGCUGUUGACCUGUUGACUAUGUAAUAUUAAAAUUGUGUGUAUAUAAAAAUGCUGUUGUAUGGAAAAGUUUGAAGUCUUAUCGACACUAUAAAUUAUGUUUCAAUCUUGGUGUAAAGCAAAUUUGCAUUCAAUUGGUACAUUGCACAUUGGUGGUUCAUGCAGGGGUAGGGGACGCCUCAUCCCUUAUUGGGAAAUGGGAAAAGUGGGGACGAGAAGAAGAAAAAAAAUAUUAACCAAACAGAAUCAUGUGGAGGAAAAUGCUGCAUUUUAAUAAAGGAUUAUGUAAAUAAUUUGAUUUCUGUUAGAAAUAUUUAUUAUAAUCAAACUCUCCUUUGUACUUGAAAUGUUUCUUCCUUUCAGCUUCCAUAUGUAACGCUUAUAACAACCAAAACAAAAUACCAAUCCGUACUAAUUUAUAUUCAAUAUUGGUGUUUAUUUUUUGCAUGCACACUCAAGUAGCAAACACAUGUUUUAAAACAAUGUUUAUUUGUGGUGUACACGUAUCAGUGUUUAUAAAUCCGUUUUCACUAACAUCUUAUCUCAGAUAACAUUUGGUAGGCCUUAUACUGUCUUGUAUAUGUGAAUAUUCAUCAUUAUUCUGUAGAUUCUGUAUAAUUGGCUUCAGAACGCGUUGUCGUUAUUGCUCAUUUUAUGUAAAUAAAUGCUUCAUAAGCUUAUAUGUUUCUUCUUGCUUGUAAAAUAUUGAGACUGUGUAGGCCCAAAUACCGAGGCAUCCCAGUAAACCGGCACCCAACGAGACUGACGGUCUUGUGGCCUCGUGUGUUAUUGUGGUGUAAAGAAGCCUUCGAUGAAACUCAGGAGGCUCGUUGUCGGUCUUGCGAAGUAUCGGUCGCGUGAAGAUUCAGUUAAAAUAUACAGGAUGAUCAUUGUCGGUCUUGUGGGCUGUCCGUCUGAUGGAUUGAAGCCCCUAACACAAGUAGAAGCACGAAUAUAAAUGUU